This is a messenger RNA of Polyodon spathula (Mississippi paddlefish), 2422 nucleotides long. Its product is annotated as 5'-nucleotidase domain-containing protein 2-like. NCBI's taxonomy places the organism in Eukaryota, Metazoa, Chordata, Actinopteri, Acipenseriformes, Polyodontidae. The record is from RefSeq and is a predicted model, not a curated record. The coding region runs from base 1 to 1722 and encodes 573 amino acids. Gene Ontology annotation, molecular function: 5'-nucleotidase activity. The transcript has 14 exons.
AUGGCAGCUGUAGUUUUUAAGUGUCUUGGUUUGCAGCAGAAAGCGGUGGCAUAUUCGCGUGUGCAGCUUGUGUCUGCCUGCCAAUGCUGCACGAAUGUCUGCUGCACAAGUGCUGAAGGGAAGGACACUGGUGGUAGUACUUGCCACCAGCAUCAGCAGGCGAGAGCUUCGGACCUGAGCGUCUCUGGCAAGGGCUCAGCCUUUGAGAAAUCAGACAACAAAACGUACCUCUGGGCAAGUGUCAAGUGUAACCUCAGAAUGGGUGUGUGUUGUGUUUCAGAUCUUCUUCCUCCUGGUGUCUGUAACCUCCUCAAUCCAGCUUCAAUAUAUGCAAACAAUGAGAUCAGUCUGCAAGACAUUGAGAUCUAUGGCUUUGACUACGAUUACACACUGGCCCAGUAUUCUAGUUCCUUACAUACAAUGAUCUUCAACACAGCCAGAGAAAUCCUCAUUGAACAGUACAAGUAUCCAGAAGGCAUUAGGAGCUAUGAAUAUAUUCCCAGUUUCGCUAUUAGGGGUCUUCACUAUGAUGUGCAGAAGGGCCUUCUGAUGAAGAUUGACGCCUUCCACUAUGUGCAGUCUGGAACAGCAUAUAGAGGGUUCACACCAGUGGCGGACGAGGAGGUCAUUGAAAUGUAUGGGGGCACCCAGCACAUCCCUCUAUACCAAAUGAGUGACUUUUAUGGCAAGGGUCCCACCAUUAAGCAGUUCAUGGAUAUUUUCUCUCUCCCCGAAAUGACUCUACUGUCCUCUGUGAACGAUUAUUUCAUCGCCCGCAACAUUGAGUUUGACCAGGGGCAUCUCUACAAAGACGUUACUGAUGCAAUCCAGGAUGUUCAUAUCAAAGGACUGAUGUACAAAUGGAUAGAGAAGGAUAUGGAGAAAUACAUUCUUCAUGGGGAUGAGACGUACGCUGUCCUAAACAGGCUAGUGAAUAACGGGAAGAAGCUCUUUCUCAUAACCAACAGUCCUUUCAGAUUUGUUGAUAAAGGGAUGAAGUAUAUGGUUGGGAAGAACUGGCGGGAUCUUUUUGAUGUGAUUAUCAUCCAGGCUGAGAAGCCCAGCUUCUUCACAGACAGACGCAAACCAUUCAGGAGACUCAAUGAAAAUGGAUCCCUUCACUGGGACAAAAUCAGCAUGUUGGAAAAAGGGCAGAUCUAUAGACAGGGUAACCUGUUUGAUUUCCUCCAGAUGACAGGCUGGAGAGGAUCAAAGGUGCUUUAUUUUGGAGACCAUCUUUACAGCGAUCUGGCAGAUCUGAUGCUUCGACAUGGCUGGAGAACUGGAGCGAUCGUCCCUGAGCUGCACACAGAGGUCCGGAUUGUAAACACUGAGCAGUACCUGCACACCCUGACCUGGCUGCAAGCCCUCACCGGCCUGCUUGAGAGGAUGCAGGUGCAUCAGGAUGCUGAAUCGCAAACAAUUUUGAAGGAAUGGAUGAAGGAGAGACAUGAGCUGAGGUCUGUGACAAAGAACCUGUUCAAUCCUCAGUUUGGAAGUAUUUUCAGGACCUACCACAACCCCACCUAUUUCUCCCGGAGGCUAUGCCGCUUCUCAGACCUCUACAUGGCCUCCAUCAGCUGCCUGCUCAACUACGACCUGCAGUUCACCUUCUACCCCCGGCGCACCCCCCUGCAGCAUGAGGCCCCCCUCUGGAUAGACCAGCUGUGCACUGGCUGCAUGAAAACGCCCUUCCUGGAAGAGAUGGGACAAAUCCGGUAAAGGUGUGCAAGAGGCAGGCAUUCAGAUCAGUGUAAACCAGUCAAUAUGGAUAGGGAAUGACUGUGAAUGUCUCUCCUGCCUCCUCUUUCUAGAGACUGAAGGCAGCUUCUUACAGCUCUUUACUGUUAAAUCUUAAAGAACAGGGAGAGUUGUAUGUUACUGUAUGAUGACAGAAACCGUAGGAGAUACGCAUGAUCCUUGCAUCAGUCCAGUCCUAACAGCAGUGUUUCCAAAGAUUGUUCUUUUUUGGAAGUUAUAUUUUCAGCUACUUUAUGAUAAUUAUGUCAGUUUUUUUUUUUAAAUAUACUGUAUAUUUUAUAUAUAUAAUUGAAAUUUAGUGCCACUUUCAAAUCAUGAAUUGCCAUGCAUUUAAUGCUGAUAUAAACUAGUACUGUAACAUGGUUGGUUUUGCACCAUGGUUUUAUAAAAUGUCUAAUUUGAAUAGGAUUUGUUUUUGUAAUUUAAACCAAACAAUUUAAAUGAGUUAAAUCAAAUGACAGUUUAUUAGAAAAUAAUUGUUUUCAGAAAAGGGAAAAGAGUGACCACACUACAAUAUAUUUGACUAGAUCCCUUCACUGGAAUAAUCUAGUUUCUGCACAUUGGUGCUGCCAAUCUGAAGACUUACAGGAGAGGGAAGAGUCAGAAGACUCUUCUACCAGCACUUAUUGUCUUAGUCUGGCCAAUUCUGUAAAUUGAGUGG